This is a messenger RNA of Colius striatus (speckled mousebird), 6357 nucleotides long. It is a transcript of the gene LPIN1, whose product is annotated as lipin 1. Gene Ontology annotation, biological process: triglyceride biosynthetic process; positive regulation of transcription by RNA polymerase II; fatty acid catabolic process. Lineage: Eukaryota; Metazoa; Chordata; Aves; Coliiformes; Coliidae. Gene Ontology annotation, cellular component: nucleus; mitochondrial outer membrane. Gene Ontology annotation, molecular function: transcription coactivator activity; phosphatidate phosphatase activity. Bases 193 to 2904 code for a protein of 903 amino acids. The transcript is spliced from 20 exons. The record is from RefSeq and is a predicted model, not a curated record.
UCCAGCGCCGGCCCUGGGGCGUUCUCCGCGCCCGCCCUCAGCCCCCCGCCCCGCCGCGCCUUGCCCGGGCGCUGCAGUCCCUCCUCCGGGGUGGCACCGCCGGGCGGCCGGGUGCGUUCCCGUCGGCACGGCGGUCGGCGCGCACAAAGGCGGCGGCGGCGGAGUGUGCGGGAGGCGGUGGAGGUCCAAACCAUGAAUUACGUUGGACAGUUAGCAGGACAAGUGUUUGUAACUGUGAAGGAGCUCUAUAAGGGCCUAAAUCCAGCCACAUUGUCAGGAUGUAUAGAUAUAAUUGUUGUACGUCAGCCAGAUGGAAAUCUUCAGUGCUCCCCUUUCCAUGUACGCUUUGGGAAAAUGGGAGUUCUACGUUCUAGGGAAAAAGUGGUUGACAUAGAAAUUAAUGGAGAAGCUGUAGAUUUGCACAUGAAACUAGGAGACAAUGGAGAGGCCUUUUUUGUGCAGGAAAUGGAUAAUGAUCAGGAGGUAAUUCCUUAUCAUCUCUCCACAUCUCCUAUUUUGUCUGAAGGAACUGCUUUAAUGGAAACUCAGCUAAAGAGAAACUCCAUAGACAGGAUAAGAAGUCUGGACACCAGUGUGUCCUCACAAGUACCACCCCAAGCCCAUGGAUCCCAGCCUUCUACUGAAACAUCUCCAGUAUGCAGCUCUGUGAAAAAAAGAAGGAAAAAGAGGAGGAAGUCCACCCAUAAAAUAGACAGCUUAAAAAGAGAAGAGAUUGGAGACACAUCGGAAGAUGAAGACAUGUUUCCUAUAGAAAUUAGUUCAGAAGAAGAAAAGGAACCAUUGGACAAUUCAAGGAUCCCUGUUCCAGAUGUGCUUGUUGAUGAUGAAUCUGACAAAAAGCCUUCUGCAGUUUCUACAUUUUCUCAGUCUGCAUCUUACCCUCAUUCGGAUGGAGAAUGGUCAUCUCUUGAAAGCCCAUUGGGUUCACGCCCUCCUACACCUAAAAGUGACUCAGAAUUAGUCAGUAAACCCAUGGACAGAAGUGGACUGAAGAAUAAUCCCCACAUGCACUGGGCAUGGGGAGAGCUACCCCAGGCUGCAAAGGCCAGUUCUAUGGUGAAAGCAAAGGAACCCAACGUGGUGGAUGUAAACCCUUCUGAAAGCACUCACUUUCGAAUCAUCCAGAGUUCUUCUGUAGAGGAAUUUAAUACCGUGUCUCCUCUACCUGUCCUUGGACAAGCAGAUGCAGCAACUGCUGAUGAAAGUGAGCCUUUACCACCUGAGACAAAUAAGCCGGAGAUAGACUCUCCAGGAGUAGCUGUACCACCGUUGCCUGCCAGUGAAGAAAUAAAGCAAGCUGCAGCUUGCUCAGCCCAACCAGCUGGCAAGACAGAUUCUCCUUCUAGAAAGAAAGACAAACGAAGCCGACAUCUUGGUACUGAUGGUGUCUAUUUAGAUGACCUCACUGACAUGGAUCCAGAAGUUGCUGCACUUUAUUUCCCCAAGAAUGGGGAUGCUGCCCAAAGCAAGAACACAAGUGAGAUGGGGCUGCGAUCUGCCAGCCAUUCUCCACAGUCUGUCGGGAGCUCGGGUGUUGACAGUGGAGCUGAAAGCACCUCGGAUGGAAUUCGAGAUUUGCCCUCCAUUGCCAUUUCUCUCUGCGGAGGUCUUACUGACAACAAAGAAAUAACCAAAGAAGAAUUCUUAGAACAUGCAGUAACAUAUCAGCAGUUUGUGGACAAUCCUGCUAUCAUUGACGACCCUAACCUUGUGGUUAAGAUUGGAAAUAAGUACUACAACUGGACGACAGCUGGUCCCCUUCUGCUGGCAAUGCAAGCAUUCCAGAAACCUUUGCCAAAGGCCACAGUGGAAUCUAUAAUGAGGGACAAGAUGCCAAAAAAAGGAGGAAGGUGGUGGUUUUCAUGGCGAGGGAGGAACAGCACAAUUAAAGAGGAAACAAAGCCAGAGCAAGGAAUAAGUGGGACUGGACUUAAAAGAGAAGAUUCUUCACAAAUGAGCAUGGCAAACAGAAUAAAAGAUGAAUCUUCUUCAAGCGAUGAGGACCCUAGAGCUGCCAAACAGAACCUUGGAUCAUUACAAACCAACUCAAGUCAUCUCUCGUUAUUGUCUGGAAUCAGUUACAAAAAAACACUUCGACUCACUUCUGACCAGCUUAAAAGCUUGAAGCUCAAGAACGGCCCCAAUGAUGUGACUUUUAGUGUUACAACCCAAUACCAAGGCACUUGCCGCUGUGAAGGCACCAUUUACCUGUGGAAUUGGGAUGAUAAAGUAAUUAUUUCUGACAUUGAUGGAACAAUCACACGGUCAGAUACUUUAGGGCAUAUUUUGCCAACUCUUGGCAAAGACUGGACACACCAAGGCAUUGCAAAGUUGUACCAUAAAGUGAGCCAAAAUGGAUAUAAAUUUUUGUAUUGCUCAGCACGUGCUAUUGGAAUGGCAGACAUGACUAGAGGGUAUUUGCACUGGGUCAAUGAACGAGGAACUGUGCUACCUCAAGGGCCAGUGUUGCUGAGUCCAAGCAGCUUAUUCUCAGCUUUUCACAGGGAGGUGAUAGAAAAAAAGCCAGAAAAAUUUAAAGUUCAGUGUUUGACAGACAUAAAAAAUUUGUUUUAUCCUAACACAGAACCCUUUUAUGCUGCUUUUGGAAACAGACCUGCUGAUGUUUAUUCAUACAAACAGGUGGGAGUUUCUUUAAACAGGAUUUUUACAGUUAACCCCAAAGGAGAACUUAUACAAGAGCAUGCAAAGACAAACAUCUCAUCCUACGUCAGACUAUGUGAAGUGGUAGAUCACAUUUUCCCUUUGCUGAAAAGAAGCCAUUCUUCAGACUUCCCUUGUUCUGAUACCUACAGUCAGUUCACCUACUGGAGAGAACCUCUACCGCCUUUUGAAACUCAGGAUGAACAUCCACCCGUGUCCUAACUGUACCUCCAAACUGUUGGCCUCAGCUCAAAGAAUGAGUUAGCGUGUAUUGAAAGGGCAUCACUUGGCUUUUGCAGUUGGCAGUUCAGCUGGAAUCUGUGAUACUGUGAGCAUUGUAUUCUUUUGCUGUGAGCAAAUUUAGAAAUGCUUUUUCAAAAUACUUAGUCACAUUUCCAGGUGAUAAGAAGGAGUCUUACUGGGAAUAGGAGUGGCAUUUCUAAGCUCUUCACCCAGCUGCUCAAAUUGUGCCAUACAAUUUCAUUAGCUAAGGUCAAAUAACAGUGAUGUUGCGGUUACAGUUAAACGUGCCAGGAGGGUAUAAAGUGGUUCUGUAUCUUUUCUGUAUCUCUGAAGUCAUCUUUCGUCUCGGCAGAACCCCCUGCAAGUAAGGGAAUGGAAGGUGCUCACCAGUCCUGACAUCGUCUGGUGACACGGAGAGGGAUUGCAAUCCACAUGCCAAAAUUCCUUUCUGAAGGAGUGAAUGAUUCUUCCUCUUUCCCAUUGCUUGACCAAUAACUGUUUGUUUAAGAGUUAAUUACCGGUCUAGAUCCUCAGCUGUUGUAAAUCAGUGUAGCUGUCAUAGCCAAUUCAAGCCUGUUUUGACAUGGUAACACUUUCCUGAGGAAAUACAUGAUGUGUAAUCUAAAUAGCAAAUGAAAUAAGAUGGCCAGAUUCUGUCAGCCUCUCCCAAUUUGAGAAGUACCAUGUUUCAAGAAUAGCUAUUUGGAUUUAGUGAGCAAGUGGAAGAUAGAGGCUGCUGUGCCUAGUGCCCAUCUUACUGAAGGCAGUGAUUUUCAGUAAAGUCAUCUUACGCACAGAAUGUGCUGAGUUUUGGGAUAGUUACUGAGCCAAAAACACUGAGGAUUUUGUCAGUGUGGAAUGGUUUUAUUUGAAACAUUAUUUUGGCUAGAAUGUGAACUUUGUUGCUGGAGGAUGAUGCAUCUCAGGUUUUUACUGUAUGGAUUUUAUUUUUGUGUUUUAUAUCUUAAAGAAUGGAUACUUUUAGUGCAAUUUAUUCUUGUCUGAGAUAACAAAAUCUCCUCUUUGAUCUUUUUUUUUCCUUAUUUGUCCAGACACAAGCUGUAGAUACUGUUUUUUGCUACCUGCUUUUGACAGCCUUAAGAUUUAACUAUGUCUGUUAAAAGCAAUACUGCAGAUCAGUUGAUAAUGUUUUCCAAAUGGUCUGCCUUUACACAAUGCAGUACUUUCCUUAAAAUGUAGACUUCGAGUGACCAGCGGAUGAUUCUCAAAUGUUCUUGUAGAUAGGAAAGAGACUUGUUUUAUUUUCUUUUAAAAUAUAUUUAGAAGUCUGAUUGUUCUUUGACACACUGAAAAUGUCAUCAUGAGAUUCCACAUAUACUGUGUUUCAAUGUGGCUAAACCAGUGGUUCACCAGCUGUGGUCUCUGCCAGCUUGUGAUCUGUCAGGAUAUGGUACACGUUUUACAGCUGCUUUGUGGUGUUUUCAGUUAAGAGUUUAAUAAUAUGAAGGCAGAAGAGAAAUGUUAAGAUGUGAUUGUAGUUGAUUAGCACCAAAAAGUUUGAGAACAGCUGCUCUGUAUCACAUUUGUUCUGUUUCAACAAGUUUUAGUUUUGCAUGUCAAGAGUGACGGCAGCAUAGGUAGGAUGGUGAUUCUGUAGUAGGGGUUUUCUAACUCAGUGGUGCAGAUUUUAUCUGGAACAUCAGGGGGCCAAUUUAUGAUUUCUCUGUGCCUUCAAUAGCAAUGAAUGUAAGUGCAGUGCUCUCCACAGCUGCAAUAUGCAGUGACGCAGCCCUCCCCGAGUCUUCCUGUUGACAUGAACGUUGCUGCUUUGGGCAAGGUGCAUACCCGCUUUGGAGGCACAGGGUUAGACAGACAGGGAGAGGAAGGCAACACAUGUUUAACAGCCCGGGCUGGUUAUGCUGUCUUGGAAGUUUAAAGAAAAUGCAAGGUUCUUUUUUUCACUUAAAGGUGGAAGCAAUGUGAUACGGGUUUUCUGAAAGACAAUCAGCAGGGAUUGCAGGUUGCCAAACUGAGAUGGGUGCAUCUCUAAAUAUAGCCACACUUAUCCCUUAAGUGUAUCUAUUAAAACUUGUCAUUAAUGAUUGAAUAAAUGGAUGAAUAAACUAACUGCAUCUUAUUUUAAUUCAGUUUUGGUAAAGACCUAUGUCAAUCCAUAUAUUAUGCAAAAUAAAGCUGAAGCAACACUCCUGUUCAGUAAGAGGCUGCCGGUUUUGUGGGUUUUACCCUUAACAGUAGUUGAAAUCCAUUUCUCUCAAGGUACCACACGCAGUGGCUUCUGUCAGAAAAGACAGUCCCUGCAAGUCCCCCACAAUUAAAGCCUGUGAUGUAUUUAUUUCUAACUUAAGUAGCUGAUGCAGAGUCGUUGGUUGCCACUAGUAUUUCAAAGUGAAUGACAGCGCGGAGGGGCGGCCGGUGUCACUCCGGCAGGCUUGGGGGCGCAGUGCAGCGCCGGCCCGGGUAACCCUGAGAGCAGCGGCAGCUCUGGCCCGGGGCCUUUCCAGGCUUGCUAGGAGUGCCGGCUAUCUUGGGCUCGUGGCGCUCGCAACGUAGUGCAGCCGUCCUUCGCCUCCCGCCUGAACUUGGGCUGGUGACCUCCAGGGGUCCCUUCUCACCAGCGUUUCUGUGCCGCUGUGGCGCUGAACGCUUCCCUCCUGCUGGAUACCCCUUUGUGUCCGGGUAGCUCAGCAGGGAAAAGAAUGUGUGCUGGUGUAACUAAAGCUUAUCGAACCUGCUCAAAGGAAAGAUGCUUAGGAAAACCAAAGUUUUGACCUGCUAAGAAUAUCACCAUACUUUAUCAGAGAGUAUUAGACAUUUUGAUUUGGUAGCUGAGCAAUUUUAUGCAUAGUAUUUAAUCUGCUUUGUUAAUUCAUGUAGAAGUAAAAUCGAUGGUUUAAUGAAUCCUUACUCUUUCUGCGAAAGAAAAAGAUUCAACCUUGCUUUCACUGUAAUGCUGGUUUCUGUUACAGAAGGAACAUUUGGCUAGCAUAAAUAUGCAAACACAUUCAAUCCCAAUAUGCUCUAUUUAUACAAUACACAUAAGUUAGAAUAUGCAGCAGUGAGGAGUGGCUAAUGUUUGUUUUCUUCAAGCUGAUGAGCCUCCCGCUCCAGCUGUGUCAUGUGAACCAAAGAACAGCAUACUAGUUGCAUCAGUUAUGUUGAAGAGAAAAUGUUACUGCUGUCAUUUUGGGAGGGAUGAGAAAGAAGGUACUGGGUACUGUGUAGAUAUGGAUUAUUAUUUCAAAGCCUGUUUAUAUACAGUAUUUAUCCGUAUAUGUAUGUGCUACUGCAAUGAUGAAAAUCAUUUUAACAGCUCAUUUUGAUCUGCUGAAUACAACAAAGACAGAUAUAUUGUAAUAAAGGGAAAUAAGGUUUGUUUUUUUCCCCAAUUUUUCUGUAUGUUUUGAUAAUGACAGAAUGUUUUUGCAGAACUGCUGAAACUAAAGCGUGGCA